This is a messenger RNA of Triplophysa rosa, 969 nucleotides long. RefSeq lists its product as uncharacterized. The transcript has 8 exons. The record is from RefSeq and is a predicted model, not a curated record. NCBI's taxonomy places the organism in Eukaryota, Metazoa, Chordata, Actinopteri, Cypriniformes, Nemacheilidae. Bases 1 to 969 code for a protein of 322 amino acids. Gene Ontology annotation, molecular function: ubiquitin-protein transferase activity.
AUGACCGCUGCGGCUAAACUGCUGCCAUAUGAGCACAUGCCCUGCAUCGCUCACAUGCUACAGAGAAGCAUCAACACACAGCGCAGCAAACACCAUGGAGCUUCAAGCACAGCAAGCGGCCCUGGGACAGCAGCAGGAGCCACUGAUCCAAGACGUGCCAACGCGGUGGAAUUCCACGCUGGAAAUGAUCAAGCGCCUGAACCGCAAUCAAGCAGCAAUAAAAGCAACCCUGGACCAACAACACCACAAACUGGUUAUGCUGACUCCACAAGAAUGGGACAAACUGCAGAUACUGAGCACUCUCCUAGAGCCCUGCAGACUACUGAUGAUGAUGAUGAGGAUGUAAAAGUAGUUGGUGAGAUUUCCAGUGCCGUUUCCACUACAGCCCCAACUUCUAUGCCCAUACCUACCACUUCAAUACAAUCUUGUUCUCCUACACCCACCACAAGUUUUGAGGAUGAGGGACAGUGUCCCAUUUGUUUAGACAUAUUUACACAGAGAGAGUUGCCCAUGCAUGCAAGUGUAUGUGGAGAUAGCGUAUUACAGACACUGGAUUAUGAGAGCAGUCCUCCAUGUGGCACACCUGUACAGCAAAACCAAGGCCCAGACAUGGAAUGUCCAGAUGAUGUAUUGAGUUUGAUGGCAAGUAGGGUAGAUGACUGCAAGGAUUUCAAGAUCUGUGUAUCUCGAACUGACUUCUAUCAAAGAGCUAUGUUACAGUGGCAAAGACAAAAGAGGGGAUCCCCAGCCAAUACUUUGCGUGUCACAUUUUUGGGGGAAGCAGGUGUUGACACAGGGGCCAUUCGUAAGGAAUUUCUAACAGAUCUGAUUGGUGAGAUUGAGAAACACCUCUUCGAGCAUAGAGGACACCAGAGAGAGAAAAGCCCCAUAUAUUCCCUAAGUAAUCUGGAGAAGGGAUUUUUCAGGACUGCCGGAGAGGUGUUUUCAGUUAGUCUUGCUUUCAGUUAG